Molecule: messenger RNA, 7262 nt
Organism: Ctenopharyngodon idella (grass carp)
Lineage: Eukaryota; Metazoa; Chordata; Actinopteri; Cypriniformes; Xenocyprididae
Exons: 3
Coding region: 35-1390 (451 amino acids)
Source: RefSeq, a predicted model, not a curated record
GUUACGCAGCACGUUUGAGCUUCAACGAGAACCAAUGAGGUUCAUUCUUGUGUUACGUAGCACGUUUGAGCUUCAACGAGAACCAAUGAGGUUCAUUCUCGUGUUACGUAGCACGUUUGAGCUUCAACGAGAACCAAUGAGGUUCAUUCUCGUGUUACGCAGCACGUUUGAGCUUCAACGAGAACCAAUGAGGUUCAUUCUCGUGUUACGCAGCACGUUUGAGCUUCAACGAGAACCAAUGAGGUUCAUUCUCGUGUUACGCAGCACGUUUGAGCUUCAACGAGAACCAAUGAGGUUCAUUCUCGUGUUACGCAGCACGUUUGAGCUUCAACGAGAACCAAUGAGGUUCAUUCUCGUGUUACGCAGCACGUUUGAGCUUCAACGAGAACCAAUGAGGUUCAUUCUCGUGUUACGCAGCACGUUUGAGCUUCAACGAGAACCAAUGAGGUUCAUUCUCGUGUUACGCAGCACGUUUGAGCUUCAACGAGAACCAAUGAGGUUCAUUCUCGUGUUACGCAGCACGUUUGAGCUUCAACGAGAACCAAUGAGGUUCAUUCUCGUGUUACGCAGCACGUUUGAGCUUCAACGAGAACCAAUGAGGUUCAUUCUCGUGUUACGCAGCACGUUUGAGCUUCAGCGAGAACCAAUGAGGUUCAUUCUCGUGUUACGCAGCACGUUUGAGCUUCAACGAGAACCAAUGAGGUUCAUUCUCGUGUUACGCAGCACGUUUGAGCUUCUGCAAGAACCAAUGAGGUUCAUUCUCGUGUUACGCAGCACGUUUGAGCUUCAACGAGAACCAAUGAGGUUCAUUCUCGUGUUACGCAGCACGUUUGAGCUUCAACGAGAACCAAUGAGGUUCAUUCUCGUGUUACGCAGCACGUUUGAGCUUCAACGAGAACCAAUGAGGUUCAUUCUCGUGUUACGCAGCACGUUUGAGCUUCAACAAGAACCAAUGAGGUUCAUUCUCGUGUUACGCAGCACGUUUGAGCUUCAACGAGAACCAAUGAGGUUCAUUCUCGUGUUACGCAGCACGUUUGAGCUUCAACGAGAACCAAUGAGGUUCAUUCUCGUGUUACGCAGCACGUUUGAGCUUCAACGAGAACCAAUGAGGUUCAUUCUCGUGUUACGCAGCACGUUUGAGCUUCAACGAGAACCAAUGAGGUUCAUUCUCGUGUUACGCAGCACGUUUGAGCUUCAACGAGAACCAAUGAGGUUCAUUCUCGUGUUACGCAGCACGUUUGAGCUUCAACGAGAACCAAUGAGGUUCAUUCUCGUGUUACGCAGCACGUUUGAGCUUCAACGAGAACCAAUGAGGUUCAUUCUCGUGUUACGCAGCACGUUUGAGCUUCAACGAGAACCAGUGAGGUUCAUUCUUGUGUUAAUUGUGUAGCUGUCAAUGGAAGGAGAGAAAUCCCUCUGAUUUCAUUAAAAAUAUCUUAAUUUGUGUUCAGAAGAUGAACGAAGGUCUUACGGGUGUGGAACAACAUGAGGGUGAGUAGUAAAUGACAGAAUUUUCAUUUUUGGGUGAACUGACCCUUUAAUGACACAUUUUGAAACUUUUAAAGACAGACCUACUCUGAGCUUUUGUUGAAGCCAUUAUCCUGCAUUAUUUCAGCUUAUUUUUAAAACAAUUGUGUAACAGUAGAAUGGGUGAAAACCUACAUUACACAUAAUUCUUCUUACUGAAUAUUGUGCUGCCUGCUAUAUAUAAAUAAAAAUAAUAAAUGAACCAGCAGGCAUUAUUCUUUGGUCACUUUGGUCAACUUUCUUGACCAAACAUCCGCGAUGUUGCACAAAUACAGCUACACAUACACGCGAGUUUAAAAGGUCGACGUACCAAAAUAUGGUUCAGUCAAACAUUUACUGUAUCUGGAUCCCUCUAGUGACCCAGUGACCUCAAAUCAGCUGCGUUUCACUGGGGCGAAUCAUUCUUUAAUGAAGUCUGUUUGAUUAGACAAAGUCCUUUGAUUGCAGACGUUUCAUAUUCAAUUUGCAUCGGCGGCUCCAGAGGUCUUCAUUCGUGAGCAACAGACGCCUGAUAGUGGCAUUACUGGAUAAAGGUCUCUGUGUUAAUUACUGGUUGUUUAUUGUAGCGCUUCUGUAUUUAUCUGAUGUUACAGCUGGCCGGGUGAGGAGUUGAAUACGGAAACCGCUCUGCCAUAAUCGCUCUCUCCUAAUCCGAGCGAUCUGGGUGUGACCUUCUGUUUCUCAUUAAGACCCUUAAACGAAGAGAGUUUGGAUCGUAGGCCACAUUCGCACAACGGUUCUUACGUUCUGCAUUUUAUAACUGAACUGCGUUUUUUGCAUGCUGUUUAAAUGGAACUAGUCCGGUGACAAUUAAUUAAGAUUUGACUAAUGAAUUUGUACCUCAGUUGGAUUCGUUUAGGGAAGGAUUGCAGGGCGAUGCUCACGAAAAUAGAAAAGAUACUUGACUUUAUUUGGUCUGCUGCUGUAAGUUUUUGUAUGAACAGAACAGUUUGAGAGUAAGUAAAUCCUGUUAUCAUUUCCAGACACUGAGCCAUCAGUAAUACAAACAUUUAUAUGUGAACAUGUUCAUUUAUUUAUUUAAAUUUGGCUGUGUGAGGGGAACAUAGGCUUUUAACGGUGUUUGUGAAAUCUCUGUGCUGACGCACCUGAGGAAUUCUGGCUCUACCUGUCGCUCGUGUUUGUGUGAAACCGCUUAAAGUCCUCACUUAACAGAUCAACAUCCCUGUGCAAAUUUGAGACCAUUUCCUUGUUGCUCAGUAAAUUCUAGCACACUUACUCAUGAGUCAUUUGUUAAGCGUAAGGGUGAUGCCUGUUUAGGCUUAGGGAUUUUAGUUAAAGUGCCCCGUUAUGCUAUUUUAAAGGCUCCUAAUUUUGUUUUAGAGUCUCCUGCCAUUGAUUUACAUUCACCCAAGGUCAAAAACAAUUUAUUUUCUUAUAAUAUCCACUGCCGCAUCAGCUCUUUUCUCUCAGUGUCUGAAACGCUUCGUUCAAAGAUUCGGUCUCUCUAAACCCCGCCUCUCUGAGAGCUGCUCUGCUGUGAUUGGUCAGAAAUCAAACGCUCAUUAUCAUAUCUGAAUCUCAGCUCUUGAUUCACAGUGAUACGAACAGUAACGGUUUUACCGUAUCAAUCUCAUCAAUGUUGACUUGCUUUGGCAGCAGAAAACAGCGUCUUCUCGACAUGAACAACACGAACCAAACUCUUCCAGUCUUAGAUACAACUACAUUGUUUGAGGGCGGGGCAAAGAGACGCUGUUCAGCCAAUGAACACCGUAGGCUUUAUUUUCAUCACUGAACUCCAUGUUCCAGCAGCUGCUGCAGUGUUUGAGGUUUGAAGGCGUUUACAGUGCUGACAGUGAAGCUCAUGAUGGUCAAACCCACAUCCGCUGUUCCUCCAGUCUGUAAACAAACUCUCUCACACACACUCGCACAUGCUCAGAGUAAAGUUUGAUGACCUCAUUUCCUGUGCAGCCACUUGUUGAUGUUUUUGUCAUCGGUCCUCUGGGAGCGUCUCAAGGUUUCUCAGGGAAGAAUGCGAGUGUGUUUGUGACAAAAAGUAUAAGAAAAAUCAAUUCUAUUUUGCGUGAGAAAAUUUGGGUCCAGUGGCAUUUUCAUUUUACCAUCAAAUCUAAAAAAAGUCAAAUCAAAUAAAUAAAGAUCUUAAUGGUCCUAAAAUAGGCUUCAUUUUCAGUCAUGUUCGUGAAGGGCUUCACCCCUAUGCUGCUGCGAGACUCUUUCAUCGAGUUUGUUCUGUAAUCUAUUAAUAUAAUUGGAUUAUAUCUGAACUGCACAUAAAUCAGGUGUGGCUUCCCAUAACCCAUAGUUCUUUGUAAACGCUAUUAAUAUUCUCUCUAUUUAUAGAGCUGUCAUUAGCGCAGAGGAAGACUUAAAGGUCUCUGUUAUGAUUGAGAUGGUUGGAGAUUAUGGAGUUUUAAAAACAAAAGUCCAACCGUUUAAGUCCUGGCUGUGACUGAUGUGCCUUCUACAGUCAUCCUUUACAUCGAAUUAGAGAGAUAAAGUAGCCAAGCAUGAUGUUUCUGUGAUUAUUUUCUCAUUUCUUUUUGAAUCUGUAUGACGUUAUUUUAUCAGUCGCACACUAAAGGAGAGGUUCAGCAAAUAUGAUCUUUUCAGGAUUUUCUUCUGCUGCUUUCGUGGGUUAAAUGUCAGUGAUUUCUGUUUUUUUUGGUCAUCUAAAGUAGGUCUGUUGUUGCCAGUGUUCCUAGUGAAAGCUUGGCACGGCCGGGCACCGGGAGCGACCCGCAGCUGUCCGGAUCUCUGUGUCCCGGCACAGAAACACAUCCACACAAACUGGGCCGUGAAUCAUGAUCGCAGGUCGAAGAUGCAGAACAGGGCUGCAAAUGCCUAUUCAGAUUCACCUGUUCAGGAUUCAUUCAGUAUUCAAGCCUAUAAAAUAAAAAAUGUAAUUACAUUUUUCCUUAGAAAUACAUUACAUUAAUGCAUUUGGCAGAUGCUUUUAUCCAAAUCAACUUGCAUUGCAUUCAAUUAUACAUUGUUUUUAGUUAAUGCAAUUUUUCCCUUCAUGCAAUCAAACCCAUGCAUUCUUUUAUUAUUGAUGCACCAAAAUUGUGGCAACAGAAUUUUCGAUUUCGGCCGUUUUGGAGGAGCGCUCAUGAACCGAUCAUCUCUUCCUCUUUACUACUAGUUACAGCACCAAAUAAACAUGAAUGAACAUCAGAAGGAAUGUUGAAAGAUACAGAACAACUUACUGAAAUGAAUCAUGUCUCGUGUAAUCGAUCAAUCUGUGAUUCAAUCGUGGAAAGACGUCAAUAAAACAGCUUGAGAACGUAACGUCACAUUUACCUCAGAAAAGCCAUUCAGUGACCAUUUUUCCUUGUUGUCUUCAUUAUUUAAUGUUGUUUGAUUAAAUCUGUAAUAAAAACAAUUACAUUUAAAUGUUUAGAUUUCAACAAUGAAUUGGAGUAGAAACAAUUAUAUACCACACUGAUUUUGGAGUCUCUAACUCAGUCCCUCUAGCGCCACCAUCUGUCCAAAGUUGCACUCACAUUUAUGCUAAUAACUUUUGAACUGUAAGGGUUUUUUUUUCUCUCUAAUUUCUUGGCUCAAGACGAUUCGAUUGCACCCUAUGACGUCAAUUUCGGUCAUGAAAAUUUUUCCGCCAUUUUGAAUUUUCCAAAAAAAAAAAAAACUAAUUUCUAAUUCCUCCUAGGCUGUUACUCUGAUUUUCAUGAAAAUUGAACCAGAUCAUCUUCAGACCAUGCAGACAAAAAGUUAUGGAAUUCAAGUCGAUUUGUCAAACAGUUUUCGGAAAAAGCACAAACGAAUUUUACGCAACACUUGCGAAAAUAGAUGUACGGCUGUAUCUUCUCAACGCUUUAUCGUAUUCAGACCAAACUUGGUCCAUGUCAUCACAAGCAUGACCUGAGGUUACAUGCUGUGUUUCGGCAGCGCCACCUACUGGUCCGGAGAUACGAAAAAUGGCUAUUUUUGUUAUAUAACUUCUAAACGGUUCGUCCAAAAAUCAUAAAAGUGGCCUCGUCAGAUUUGGGAUAUCCAGUUUUCCAAUAUCGGCCAUUUUGAAUUUUGUAGUAAAAUGCUGUUUUAAAAAUGAAAAUGAAAACUUGAAUUUUGAUUUCUCUAAAAAAUUAAUUUCAGUGCAUCAGAAGUGUUGUCACUAGCCAGGUUUGUCCGCAUUUUUGAUUAUUGAUAUUUAUUAGUUCUUGCAGCCCGUUCACACCAAGAAUGAUAACUAUAUUAGCGUCCACACCAGCGCAUGAUAACAUUUAGUUGAUCAUAAUUGCGUGCUGCGGUUUUGUUGUCUGCUGCUUUAAAUGCUUGAGCUCUUUAAAGUCAGAAUCUGAUUGGCUGUCAGUGUUUUUAUCGUUCGCUCUGAUCGUUCGUCAUUAUUAGUGCAGUUAUUGUGUGGACUCACUAUUCUCAUAGAAUUAGAAUGAUUAUUAAAAAUCUUUAGUUACCGUCUGAGCCAUUAUGGUGUCUUUUUCUUGAGCAUCACAUGAAUGAUGAAAAAACAGACGGAGAUGUGUGUGGAUGAACGUUGACUAAAGGUGUGUGUGUUUUGGCGCUGAUCCUGAAUAUAUUUUCUUGUCUUGUUCUGUUCUGGUCGCUUCGCUCUGCCUGUAGAACCAGUUUAACUGUGUCCAGCGUGACCCAUUUACAGGACCUGAGAGAGACACACACGGCACGCUGUAGCCUACUUACACUAGCCUAUAUAUACACCAUCACAGCACACUCAUUCAAAACUUUCCUCUGGAAGUGUGAUAAUGUAUUUAAUGUGUUUGCAUUUACGGCUUCAUUUGUCACUGUCGCUCUCUGUGUUUACAGUUAGCAUCGCUCAUAAUGAUUUGAACGCAAAAUCAACUAAUUGGUUGUAAUUAGCUGGUUUUGGGUUCACCUGAUGUGUUUCAACAUACGAUGUACUCACGUUGUAGGCGUCUAGACUGUGAUGAACUCAGAUGAUCUGUGUGUGAAUCCGAGUAUAAAGAUUUUCCACGCUGAGAUCUAUUUGUGAUGCGCCUGAGGUUUAAUCGCACAGAUCUGUGGAUCGGGGCCGGCCCAGAAUACUUUACAAGGAUGCAAAAUUAGCUCUUCUUAAAACUGAAUCAGGCAGCUUCCAGUUUACGCCUGCUAUUAACAUCCGUCUCAGCAUUAAAUACUGGUGUAGACGAGGCCCAAAACAUUGUGAUCUGAUACACAUCUGGAGGUGUUCGGAAAUGCAUAUUUGUAGUUUUAAUGCUAAUGCAACCUUCAUUGCACUUUUGCAUAAUGAUAACAUUAUAAUUGUGUGUUUGGGACAUGGAUUUUAAUGAUGAGACAUUUUUUUUUUGUAAUCAGGCCCCUUUAAAAAAAUUAUAUAAAAAUGUGUUUAGGUUUAUCGGCCAAUAUAUCGGUUAUCAGCUUUCAAAUAUAAACAAUUAUCGGCCAAAAUUUUCAUAUCGGUGCAUCCCUAAUUUAGUCACAUCAUUAGUCAAGUCAGCUUUAUUUUACAGACUGUUUCAAAUCAGCUUCACAGUAAUAAAACAGGAAAAUAACAGUGUCAAUGUUGCAAAAUUAAUAAAUUCGGCUGUAAAGAAGCUCGACAGAAGACUAUAGUUCAUUAUUCAGAUAAAUUAAGUUCAGUGUUGAUUCGAUUCAGUUCAAUAACUGUUGGAUAGCGUCAUUUUUCAGCUCAAUUCAGUUUAUUUUGUGUCAGUGCAGUCAAAUCAAUAAUAUUACUGAAUGUUAAGUGUCUUUUUAAACAGGAUAGUGAACAUUUUCACACUUAAACAUCUUUAAAAGAU